AUGGCUCGAAAAGCCUCACUUUUGAGGGAGGCCUUGCUUUCAUAUGUCACCAGUGGAGAUGAUGCUCUAGUUUUGGGUUCUUUGAAUGUGCUGGCCACAUUGUUGCAAACGAAAGAACUGGAUGAAUCAAUGUUAGAUGCUCUUGGAAUCCUCCCCCAACGCAAACAGCAUAAGAAACUCUUGUUGCAAGCUUUGGUUGGUGAAGGCUCAGGUGAAGAGCGGCUUUUUUCCUCAGCAAGUAGCCCAUUAAAAGAUGGCAUAAAUAGUGAACUAGCCAGCUACCUACAAAUGUUAAAGGAUCAAUAUGGAGUCUCCCUUUCAUGCCCAGAUGUUGGAACCAACUCUCAGGUACAUAGAUUUCAGGUGCUCGAUGCAUUGGUCAGUCUUUUCUGUAGGUCAAAUAUCUCUGCAGAAACGUUGUGGGAUGGGGGUUGGCUUUUGCACCAGUUGCUUCCUCAUAGCGAGGCAGAGCUCAACAGGCAUCAUCUUAAAUUACUUGAUGAUUCAUAUAAGGAAUGCUCUAGUAAAUUGUUUGAGGAGGCAAGAGGAACCUGGCCUGAUAUACUUAUUACAGUCCUUUGUGAUGAGUGGAAAAAGUGCAAAAGAGCAAUUGAGGCCUCAUCUCCUCGGACGGAGCCCAAAAGCACACUCUUACCAUCACAAAAGUCCUCUUCCGAAGAACUCAAUUCCAGUGAAUCCUCUUUCAAUGCUGGUGAAAGAAUGUGUGAGUUGGUGAAGGUGUUUGUACUUCUUCAUCAGCUACAAAUAUUCUCCCUUGGAAGAGCUGUACCUGAUCUACCUCCCAUCUUCCCAUCGCUUGAUGUCCUAGAAAACUGGCGAGCAAAAACAGCUGGCGUGGACGUUUCAGUUGAUGCAGUGCCUUGUAGAGUUGCAUUUGAGAGGGGUAAAGAACGCCAUUUCUGCUUUCUAGCAAUUUCCAUGGGAGCCUGUGGGUGGGUUGUCCUUGCAGAAGAAUUAUCUCUGAAACCAGAUUAUGGAGUUGUUCGUGUGGCUGCACCUUUGGCUGGAUGUAACCCCAGAAUAGAUGAUAAGCAUUCAAGAUGGCUACACCUUCGAAUCCGUCCAUCAUCUUUUCCCUUCACAGAUACUGCAAAGUUUGCUGCCCAUGAAAAAGUUAAGACAAAAGUUUUGGUUGAUGGGAGAUGGACCUUGGCAUUUCGGGAUGGGGAGUCCUGCAAAUCUGCUUUGUCUAUGAUUCUUGAAGAGAUUAAUUUACAGAGCAGCGAGGUAGAGAGAAGACUAAAAUCUAUACUCGACCUUGAAGGAACUGUAGAUACUUCAAAUCCUUCUCGCCCGCUAGAGGCAUCAUCUUCAAGAACUACACCUUAUUCUUUGUAAGUUCUCUACUAAUUUGAGUUUCUUCUUUUUCUUAUUCCUCCCCCAAUAAUAUUGUUUUACAGAUGGGGUGGGAAUAUCUUCAGUCCAGCCACCCUUUAAUAUGUUGAUAAGACAACAAUAGGUACAUAGAAAUGUAGAUUAGAGCAUUGUAAUUAGUGCCAUUGUCAAGAUAUUAGGUUGCCCAAUUUCCUCUGAUUUUAAGGUUCAUUGACAUUCACUCAUUCUUUUAACAGCUUGAGCCAAGUCUCUCUCUUUUUUUUUUUUUGGUCUCGAUUUGUAAGUGGUCUAAUAUUGUAACGUCG
Ilex paraguariensis (yerba mate) is the source of this 1661-nucleotide messenger RNA. NCBI's taxonomy places the organism in Eukaryota, Viridiplantae, Streptophyta, Magnoliopsida, Aquifoliales, Aquifoliaceae. The record is from the annotation of a GenBank genome assembly.